Messenger RNA from Lampris incognitus (smalleye Pacific opah), 1386 nucleotides. RefSeq names its product nodal homolog. Bases 1 to 1179 code for a protein of 392 amino acids. Lineage: Eukaryota; Metazoa; Chordata; Actinopteri; Lampriformes; Lampridae. The record is from RefSeq and is a predicted model, not a curated record. The transcript is spliced from 3 exons. Gene Ontology annotation, cellular component: extracellular region. Gene Ontology annotation, molecular function: cytokine activity; type I activin receptor binding; growth factor activity. Gene Ontology annotation, biological process: SMAD protein signal transduction; BMP signaling pathway.
AUGCAAGAGCGCAGAUAUCCCAGGGCCCUGGGACAUGUGAAUGUUUCAUCUCAGCAUCAUAAGAAAUACCCUCUGUACAUGAUGCAGCUGUACCGCUCCUUCAGGAACAUGGAUUCCUUACUAUCUUUGAGUGUCAAUGCCGUAGGCACACGCAGUGACCAAGCUUCACCGCACAGCUCCGAUUCUGUCUUGAGUCUGAUGGCAAAGGGUUGCCAUCAAGUAGGUGACAAAUGGACAGUUACGUUUGACAUGUCAUCCAUCUCUGCCAGUGACCUCAUCAAACUGGCAGAGCUUCGGCUCAGGCUGCCAGUGUUCACCACCUCUGAGCACGUCACUGUGGACUUAUAUCACUCCCAAAAGAACAACUGUGAGUUGGCCAAUGCCCUCUGCCAGGAAGAACGCCUUUUCUUGGGAAGCUUUGGCGCAUUUCCCAGCAGCACAGCCUCUUCUUGGAAGGUUUUUAAUGUGACUACUCUUCUGAAAUACUGGCUCUAUCAGGGAGAUGGAGUGAUGGGUCAAGAGGCUGCUGCACAGUACACACUACAGACAGAUGACGGGAGCGGGUCUGGGGAUGACGGGGAGAUGCUUGGAGAGUCCCUUUUGAAGCAUCCAGAAAAGAGGCAAAAGAAGAAAGACUAUCCAACUGUUGACCAGGUCAUGAUGGUCAUCUUCUCCAAACAUAACCAACUUCAGGAAGGCCACGGAGCACGCAGCCUGAUCCGUACUGCAGAGCACUCAAAAUAUGUCACAACACACAAAGAAAGCAGCGACAUCCAAGGCCGACGCCGCAAGAGGAACCGACUGGAGAGGAUCCGGCCGGCUGAUGGAAUUGCUGCUACUGGAUCACCGGCAGAGGCGAUCCACCGGCCCCUUUGUCGCAAAGUAGACAUGUGGGUGGACUUUGACCAAAUUGGCUGGGAUGAGUGGAUUGUGUACCCUAAACGUUAUAAUGCCUAUCGCUGUGAGGGAGAGUGCCCUACACCGGUGGAUGAAUCCUUCCACCCUACCAACCACGCAUACAUGCAGAGCCUCCUUCGACUCCACCAUCCACAAAGGGUGUCUUGUCCCUCCUGUGUGCCCACACGGCUCAGCCCACUCUCCAUGCUGUACUAUGAGAAUGAUGAUGUGGUCCUUCGUCAUCACGAGGAUAUGAUCGUCGAAGAAUGUGGAUGUCACUGAUGCCCCAAUGUCACUUGGCCUGCUGGUUCAACUGCAACCAUGAGAGCAACCAUAUAUUGUAAACGUUUGAUUGAAAUUGACAGUUUCAGCUGUUUAAUUUCCAUCUUCAUGUAAACAUGGACACUCAAAUGUAAAACUGUGAGGUUCUGUUCAUGAGCUCACUGAAAAAAAGUGAAUAUGAUUAUGAUGAAAUUGAAGAAAGGACAU